AUGGGAGACAACUUUGAGCCCAGCCGCAUCCGCGUAGGCAUCCUAGGCGCCGGUAUCGCCGGGUGCUGUCUAGCUGUCGGUCUCCUCCAAAACCCGAGCCUGGACGUACACUUGUUUGAGAGGUAUUCAGACAUUCGGGUGCGCGGGUCCGGUCUCGCACCGCAUGGAAACGCCAUCAGAGCCAUGGACUUGAUCUCGCCCAAGAUCAAGCAGGCUGGCGAGCAUGCCGGGGUUGUCUUUGCCGAGCUGGGCAGGGCCAAGGGCAGACGGACCGUCCACAGCGCGCACUUCAUACAAGGGCUGCUGGAAGACGACGUUGUUCCGAGCUAUCGCGUACACUUUAAUAAACGAGUUGCGAGCAUGGAAGAAGAUCCUAUCACGAGGAAAGUUGCCGUCGCGUUUGAAGAUGGCACGCAAGAUACUUUUGACAUUGUUUUCGGCGCAGAAGGUGUCAACAGCCCGACGAAGAAGUUUGUUCUUGGGCCUGGUCAUCCAAAUGCAGCCCCCGUCAACCACGACGAGUGGCGUCAAUUCCAUACCACCGUUCCCAUGUCUGAAGCCAAGAAAGUUGUCCCAGAGGAGUCGAGCAACACAAUCAUCACAUAUUGCACGCCUUACGGGUUCAUCAACGCAAUUCCGCUGGACCUUGGCCAAACAUACAGUGUGGGAUGUUACCAGAGAGAUACCAAGUGCCCGGUACGGGGCGCCCCAUUGAACCCCCAGCUUUGGAAGGGUCUGCUUCCCGGAGUGGACGCCUUGAUUUCUCUCUUGGAAAAAGGACACACAGAGAACUGGACUCUCCAAGAUCACGACCAUGCCCCGUCCUAUUACAGAGGACGCGUAGCCAUGGUCGGCGAUUCCGCUCACGGGACGCUACCUCACUCCGGCAACGGAGCUGCUCAGGCCAUUGAAGAUUGUUCAGUGCUCACUGGCAUUUUCUUGCGCCUGACGUCUUUGGAUGAGGUCGAGGCAGCUUUCAAGGCAUAUGACCAAAUACGCCUUCCAAGAAGCCAAAAGAUUGUAGAGAUUACGAGAAGUUUCGGGCGUUUGUAUAGCCGCGACCCCGAGGAGAUUGUCUUGGAUGAUAUGAAGGCUGAGAUGAGGGAAGGUGGUAUGUACAUCAACGGAGUGGACAUGGAGGCUCAAGUCAAGAAUGCAAUUGAUGCUUUCGAGAGGUUUAAAGAGCUUCAGCCGGAUAGUUGA
Molecule: messenger RNA, 1203 nt
Organism: Colletotrichum orchidophilum
Lineage: Eukaryota; Fungi; Ascomycota; Sordariomycetes; Glomerellales; Glomerellaceae
Exons: 3
Coding region: 1-1203 (400 amino acids)
Biological process (GO): secondary metabolite biosynthetic process
Molecular function (GO): FAD binding
Source: RefSeq, a predicted model, not a curated record